UAACGCUUUUAUUUUAUGUCAACCCGAAUAAAGCACAAUAACAUUGCCUCAAAACGUUUAAAAAAUAAUGAAAGCUGAUACACUACAUUUCCCAGAAUACCACAGCUUCCAUGACGUAUCAAACCUGAGACGGUAUCGUUGCUAGGUGAUGCGACGCUCGCUUCCGACGUUGGCAUAAAUCUCCGUUACGUUUAGCCUAAAAAUAAUCUAUAUUUUAAUAUCAACACGUAUAUAAAUGCGUUUUCUUCUACUCCAACACGAAGGAACAUGCCACCAACGCAAGAAACUCUCUUUUCGCUGGAACUGGUGAUUGACUACGUUCGCUUCGGCGGUUCUCGUGGCACUGUUUUGGAUCCUGCAGUGGGAAUCCGCUUGUUGGAUUUCCCCACAUUACUAAUCUACCAUUCAGGACGAGAAGAUCCAUCAAAAUCAGGCUAUGCUGAUCUCUGUGUGUCACCCGAGGCUUUAUCUCAUCCAGACGACGGAGACAACUUUAAAUACACCUUCCAUAAAGGCAAAUCAUGUCUGUUCAAGAUCAAUCUGGAUUCAUUACACACUCAUCUCCUCAACACUCCUCUCUAUGCAAUGGUGCUCGAUGUAAAAGACGAGAUUCCCAGACUUAUUGGCAGCUCUUUGAUUUCCCUGGCCAAAGUGACGGAGAGGAUUAAAGUGGAUGUGAGAAAACAUGGUAUUAACACUCCUGCUGCUUAUGGAGAGAGACUGAGCAGCCCAAUCUGCAACCUGAUGGGAAGCAGCAUAGGUGUCAUCUCUCUAGCAUAUAAAAUAGUGAGUUUAGGAGCUCAUUUGAUUCCUCAUAUCCCUGAUAGCAGAGUCUAUGAGGUCGGCGUGACUUGUGGGAAAGAAGAGCAUCAGCUAAAGUGUGAAAAUGAAGAGGAGAUCCCACCAAAAGUAGAGGAGAAGCACAGUGUUAUCUCUCAAGAAAUAAGCCUUGAUGGGCAGCCUACUGAUAUAGUGAUAUCUGAAGCGAAGGAGUGUGGGGUUCCAGCUUAUACUCAGACAGAACGGGCUGAACAGUGUGUGUCGUGGGCUGAGGAUGCACAGGAAUACACCACUUUCUGCCCUCCACCACUGUUUUACUGCUCCGAGAACUGCCAGCAGGAGAGGAAAAGCGUCACUGGGUUACUUGCAGCAAUGGAGAGUCUCAAAAUAGAGGAUCCAGAAGAUGUAAACGAUGAGGAAGAAUCAUCUGACAUGCAUGAAUUUCCAGAAAAGGACAGACUGAGUAAGUUACAUUCAACUCCAAAGCCGCCACAUGAAGAGUAUGACUCAGCUCCGCUUCUGGACGUCAUCAGGCAGUUACCACUCCUGAACGCUUUACUAGUGGAACUAUCACAGCUUAACAUCCAGACGACACAUCAGCAGCCGUUACCAAUCCAUCCCCACAUGGCAUGGUUAUACACACCAGACCCAAAACAAAAAUUAGAGAAUCAGAAAACCAGUCCUAAACAAAGACCUGGCCGAAGCGGGAUAAAAGGAAGCAUCGUCAAAUCUGUAAAGAAAAAUGAAGAAAAGUCACCCAAGAGGAAGCUUAAAUAUGGAUUAACAAACACUUUUCGUCUCAGGCUCAAGAUGGUCAAAUCAAGUCCCACCAAACAGCACGAAUGCAUUGAAUAUCAAGAGGUUAAACAAGAGCGGCCGAACAAAACGAAGAUAUCAGAUCAUAAACGUGUUCGGAAGGCAGUCAGCAGAGGCGUUCGAUUAGAUGAAGAUGUGCAGACAGCAAUGAGCACUUUUAAAAUAAAGCCAAAAUCGGAAAUACGCACGAGUUUAAAAGAAAGUCAAGAUUCAUCGAUUGAGAGGAACCAAAAAGUUCGUAUCCCAAGUCAGAAUUCGACCUCAUCAACCAUAAACAAUCCAGGUUUCACAAAUUUCAAAGACGACAGUAGACCGAGCAGUUAUAAUCAUCCGAAUAACAGCUCCUUCGAGUAUCAAGACGACUUCACAAGCGUAAACACGACUGACGGAUACACACCUGACAUUUUCAGCAGUCCAGAACCAGAGAAAGGCGGACAGAAAACACACAGCGGCUCCAGCACUUCCAGUAAAGCUCUUCCAGUUCCUGCCAGAGCUGAAAAAUCUCCUCAACGUUCCCUCAAAAGCACACACAUCAUCCGGCCGCGUCUUCAGACUUCAGCUCUGAGCGUGUCCUCAGAUGAGGUGUCCGCUGGCAGGCCCGGGUCACAGAUGAGUGAGCCAAACACUCCCUCGGUCUGCAGGACGUUUGGAAGAUCUGAAAGCUUCGACUCUACUGAACAGGACAUGAGAUUUGGGAGAGUGCCAGAGGAUUUAGCUGCUGAUAAAGCAGUGCUGAAGUCUGUUUUGUCAUCUGAGAAACUGGAGGAUGAGGAGGAACUGGAUGAAUUGGGAUCUCUGGGACUGGAUGGGAAUUGCUAUCACGUUUCAGAAUUGGUCGUCAACAAACUUCCAGGAUAUACACUGUGAGAAUCUAAUUUAAAGGGACAGUUCACUCUCAGAUCUUUUGAGUUUCUUUUUUUCUGUUGAACACAAAAAGAAGAUAUUUUGAAGAAUGUUCCCGACUUCCAUUAUAUGAUGCCAAACAAAUGGGAAUCAAUGGGUUUUUGGGAGUUUUGGGUGCACUGUACCUUAAAGCCAGAGGACUUAGGCGUUAAUAAAGCAGUGCUAAAGUCUAUUUUGUUUUUAGAGAAACAGGAGGAUGAAGAGGAGCGGUAUAAAUUGGGAUCUCUGGGAUUGGAUAGGAAUUGCUAUUACAUUUCAGAAUUGGUCGUCAGCAAGCUUUCAGGAUAUACACUGACUGGAUUGUGUUGAUCUGAUUUAAAGGGACAGUUCACUCUAAAAUGGAAAUUUGUUCACUAUGUAGUCACAAAUGUUGAACACAAAAGUAGAUAUUUUGUAGAAUGUUCUCGACUUUCAUUAUAGUCGGAAAAACAGAUGGAAAUAAAUGGCUGUCCAAUGUGCUUUUGUGUUCAAUUGAAGAAAGAAACUCAAGCAGUUUUGGAACAAGUGACUGAGUUUUCAGUUUUGGGUGCACUGUCCCUUUAAGCUAAAGGACUUAGCCGUUAAUAAAGCAGUGCUAAAGUCUGUUUUGUUGUCGGAGAAACAGGAGGAUGAAGAGGAGCGGGGAUAACUUGGGAUCUCUUGAGAUGGGAAUUCCUAUCACAUUUCAGAAUUGGUGGUCAACAAACUUCCAGGAGACACUGUGAUGAUUUAAUUUAAAGGGACAGUUUACCCAAAAAGUGGAAGUUAGUUCACUAUUUAGUAACCCUUAAAUCUUUUAGGAGUUUCUUUUUUUCUGUUGAACACAAAAGAAGAUAUUUUGAAGAAUGAUCUUAACUUUCAUUAUAGUAGGACGAACAAAAUGGAAAUAAAUGGGUUUCCAGAUUUCUUCAGACUAUCUGCUUUUGUGUUCAGCAGAAGAAAGAAACUCAGCCAGGUUUGGAACAAGUGACAGGGUUUCAGUUUUGGGUGCACUGUCCCUUUAAGCCAGAGGACUUAGAGCCUCUUAUAAAGCAGUGAUGAAAUCUGUUUUGGUGUCAGAGAAACAGGAGGACGAAGAGGAACGGGAUACAUUGGGACUAGAUGGGCAUUACUAUCACAUUUCAGAAUUGGUGGUCAAUAAACUUCCAGGAUAUACAAUCUGAUUUAAAGGGACAGUUCACCCAAAAGUGGAGGAUGGUUCACUAUUAAAUCACCCUCAAAUCUUUUAAGAGUUUCUUUUUUUCUGUUGAACACAAAAGAAGAUAUUUUAAAGAAUGUUGUUGACUUGCAUUAUGGUAGGAAAAACAAAUGGAAAUCAAUGGGUAUCUGUUUUCAGCAUUCUUCAGGAUAUCUUAUUUUGUGUUCAACCAAAGACUAUAGAAUACAUUAAAGGGACUUUGGCUUAACUGAAGAAAGUGUUUUGUAACAUGACGACCGACUUUCCAGUUUUGAGUGAGUGCACUGUUCCUUUAAGACUGCACCUGAAAAUCUGUUUUUAUCAAUAGUAUCUGGAUGCAGCCUUUAUGAUGCAAGCUGAGAUUGCAUCGCUCAGAAAUGCAAUCUCAGACACAAUGCACUCAAUGGAGCUAGUGAUGUCACCAUGAGGGGUAGGGUUAGGGGUGGGGUUAGGUGAGCGCAUUAAAAAGCAUUGGAUGCAGCUCUGAUUGCAACAGACCCCUCUCGUUUUUAUUGUUCAAUUUGAAUACGUUUUUCACUGUUUUACAUUGUUUCAUAUAAUGCAUUUAUUGGUUCCCAGAUAUUUGUGUUGAUUCUUUGUACAAAUACAUAUUUUCUGGGUCAACAGAUAUUUUUUUAUAUUUUUUGGUAUUUGUGGCAAAUCCACAAUUUUAUUAAAGCAAUAAACACAGCUGUGUCUAAACUUAAA
Molecule: messenger RNA, 4363 nt
Organism: Danio rerio (zebrafish)
Lineage: Eukaryota; Metazoa; Chordata; Actinopteri; Cypriniformes; Danionidae
Source: RefSeq, a predicted model, not a curated record